AUGGACGCCUUCGCCGACAAAGUCUGUGAUGUGUAUCAGCCUGGAGAUAUAGUCAUGGUACACGACUAUCCUCUUAUGAUGCUGCCUCACAUCCUCCGAAGUCGCCUACCAAACAUCUACCUCACUUUCUCUUUGCACGCCACCUGUCCCUUUUACACACCUCCCGCUGCAAGCUUGCGGCCACUGUCCAAAGUGCUUGCCGGUGCCCUCGGCGCGGAUAUCAUAUCUUUCCAGGCACCCAUACACUUUGAGACUUAUCUAGCAUGGUGUGCUCUAGAGCUUCCUCAAUGGGCCCCGUACAUGGCUUCUCCGGCAGCAGACGUAGCAGAAUCGUGUGCCGUAUAUCCAAUGGCCAUUGACAAAUCUCAGGUCAUACCAAGAGCACGGGGCGAAGCCAUCGGCAUAUGUAACUCUCUGCUGAACUUUUUUGAGGGCAAGAAGAUUAUCGUUUCAUACAGCACGGUUGACUUCAGAAGGGAGAUGAUUUUUGUGACACAGGCACUCAAUCGACUUGAGGAGCUAUUCCCCCGGUGGAGAGGGAAGGUGGUCUUGCUACAGAUUACAAGUGUUCCAUGGUUCUCCAGAUACGAAGAGGCCAACGGGUUAUGUGUCAACCUGGUCCAGACCCUAGCUGACCAACGCAAUAGCCCUGGCCCUCGCAAGAUGUUCACAGGGCGGCUCUCAAAAGCCGAAUACUACGCUCUGCUGCGAGUCUGUGACACAGCCAUCUUCCCCUUUGCGCGUGGGGGCCUGAUGAAGGCAGCGCUGGACUUCGUCGCCUGUCAGCGAUCCGGCAACAAACGGCCUGUCAUAUCAGAGAUCAACCCGCUGAGAUUCCAGUUGCCUGCCGCGAUCCUAUUUCCUCAGGGAGAUGUCGACGGCAUCGCAUGGGCAUUGAACCGUGCCUUGGAGUGCUCUGACCAGUCGGCGAUGGAACCACUCGAGGGUUUGGAGCCUUUCAUGUUACACUCUGCAGAGGAAUGGGAGUCAGUUGAACGUGAUGGGCUAUACCUUCCAGAAUGGAGACCAUCUGACGGAAGUGGAUGGGAUGCAAACGACGGCAGUAGAAGUGAUGGUACUUGGAGUCAAGAUACUAUUUGGAGCGAAGAUUCGAGAGGUGGUUGGAGAGGUGGUUGGAGAGAUGGUUGGAGCGGUGAUAGCGAUGAAGAUGAUUCCCGAGACGAGACGAGUCCAGAGCCUGAUGACGCUGAUGACGAGUUAGAUAGCCUUCCAUCUCGGGGACGACGACCCAGUGCGGAAUCUGAGGAUAUUCAAAGUAUGCGACCUCUGUUGUACAUCUCUGAGAGGGCGCGCUCGGCUUAG
Trichoderma virens Gv29-8 is the source of this 1323-nucleotide messenger RNA. RefSeq names its product glycosyltransferase family 20 protein. Gene Ontology annotation, molecular function: catalytic activity. The transcript has 2 exons. Lineage: Eukaryota; Fungi; Ascomycota; Sordariomycetes; Hypocreales; Hypocreaceae. Gene Ontology annotation, biological process: fungal-type cell wall organization; cellular response to heat; trehalose biosynthetic process. Gene Ontology annotation, cellular component: cytosol; alpha,alpha-trehalose-phosphate synthase complex (UDP-forming). The record is from RefSeq and is a predicted model, not a curated record. The coding region runs from base 1 to 1323 and encodes 440 amino acids.